This is a messenger RNA of Drosophila takahashii, 698 nucleotides long. The record is from RefSeq and is a predicted model, not a curated record. NCBI's taxonomy places the organism in Eukaryota, Metazoa, Arthropoda, Insecta, Diptera, Drosophilidae.
AUGAUGAGUGGCGCACUGUGGAUUGCUCUUGGUUCCUUGCUGCUGUUUCAUCUCGGAUCGGCACAAUUUCUAGAGGACGUUUGUGGAUUUUAUAAUCCCCAUAACGGGGGUAAAUUCCCUCCAUGGUCGGCCGAAAUUGGGAACGCUUCUAAGAAAAUUUGCUCUGGCACUCUUAUUAACAAACGUUUGUUUCUAUUCAUUGUUCGUCUGGAAAAUAGCAAUUAUGCGGACAACUAUGUAACAAAGGCUUACAUCCACAGGUCAUAUUCAAAAGGCAAAAAUGAGAAUACCAUAGGUUUGCUUAGAUUGCAAAGGGAAGUGGAAUACAGUUCUCAUAUACAACCAAUAUGCAUUUCUACAAAUCCGGAAGAUCAAACAAGCGAGUCUACCUUUGAAAAAAUUAAUGAAAAGCCUGAAAUAGAAGGUUGGUGCAAGUUUGCAUCAUUUUUUGGUGAUGCUUGUGCUGAUAAGAAAAUUGAGAAAUAUUUAAAAUCCAAGUUUAUUGGAAGUCCCUGGAAUGAAAUAAUCUCAGAUGGACCUUUACUACGCUACGUACAACACGGAAUCCUAAGUUAUCGCAAUCCAGAAACAUAUUCUGACGUUUAUAUCAAUGUUUUUGCCUAUAUCGACUGGAUACUGGAAAGGCUAUCAACGUCUAGUUGAUUUCAUUAUUCCACAAUCCAUACAUAUUAAAUAAA